Messenger RNA from Labrus bergylta (ballan wrasse), 6521 nucleotides. RefSeq names its product trichohyalin. Gene Ontology annotation, molecular function: GTP binding. Lineage: Eukaryota; Metazoa; Chordata; Actinopteri; Labriformes; Labridae. The record is from RefSeq and is a predicted model, not a curated record.
CGACAAAACUGUCUGCGUUCUUCGACUGCUUUAUACAUUUUCAUUUUGGACCUAUUUACACCCAGGGUGACUCUGUUUUUUUUUUUUCUUCUUUCACAAUCAUGCUGAAGAAAUAGCCCACUUCCUGUGAAACACUUACAGGAACCAAAAAAAGAGGAAGAGGAAGGACAGGAGUAGACUGAGAGGUGAUGGACACGACUGAUGAGAACUGCAGUGCUGUCAUCGAAGAGGACAGAGAUUUUCCAGUUCGGUGCACCGAGGAAAUUCUUCUCCCCGUCUUCACAGAUGAAAGUGUGCAGGUGGCCAUGGACACACAACAGGCUCCAACCACCCAGGUCAUCCCUUCACCUGCUCUCCCAGAACUUAAACUGGUCCUGCUGGGUCGAAAAGGAACUGGAAAGAGCUCGGCAGGCAACACCGUCCUGGGAGGAGUCGGAGGAUUCGAGAGCGGGAAGCCGACGGAGGAGUGUGUGAAAAGGAAAGCGGACGUGGUGGGGAGGAAAGUCACAGUGGUGGACACUCCAGGAUGGGAAUGGUACUACCCUCUCAACAGCACCCCCAACUGGGUAAGGAGGGAAACUUUACGGAGUGUGUCACUCUGUCCUCCCGGCCCCCAUGCUGUGCUUCUAGUGGUGCGAGCCUGUGCCUCUGUCACAGAGGACUACAUCAGAGAGAUAGAGGAGCACCUGGAGCCGCUGGGGAAAAGAGUUUGGGACCAUACGAUGUUACUCUUCACGAGGGGAGACGAAUUAGGCCUGAUGUCCAUGGAGCAACGAAUCCCGAUGAGCGGACAAGCACUCCAGGGACUCCUACAACAGUGCGGAAAUAGAUACCACGUUUUGGAUAACCGGUGCAAAGGCGACGGGACGCAAGUUACAGAGCUGAUAAGGAAGCUGGAGGUGAUGGUGGAAAAGAAGGCCGGGAGCAACCAUUUAGAGAUGGAUAACACAGUUCUGUUGGGACUUGAGGCAGAUGGGAAGAGGAGAGCGAGGGAAAGAAGGAAGAAACAGAGGCAGAUGGAGGAGCAGGUGCAGAGAGGGACCAUCAAAGCUGCUCUAAUGAGCGACGGUCUUCAGGGCUCUGAGCUGGACGCCCACCAGUCCUUCUCCAAGGCUCCUCGACGUUUACCCGAGGUCAGAAUGGUUCUCCUGGGCGAGCGGGAAACAGGGAAGAGCUCUGCUGGGAACGCCAUCCUGGGCAAAAUGGACGUCUUCCAGGCAGGAGAGGUGUCGGAGGAGUGCAACCGUCAGCAGGCGGAGGUGGCCAUGCGCUUGGUGACGGUGGUAGACACUCCAGGCUGGGAGGGAGGAAUAGCUGGGGCCACGCCCGAGAGGGUGAAAAGGGAAAUCAUUAACAGUGUGGCCUUGUGUCCUCCGGGACCCCACGCACUGUUGUUGACUCUGAGGGUGGACACGUUGGUUAGAUCGGGGCAUGUUAAGGAACAUCUGGAGCUUCUUGGUGAGGGCGUAUGGAGGCAUAUUAUAAUGUUGUUCACCCACGGGGAUCAGCUUCGAGAAGGGGUGGACAUUGAGCAGCACAUCCAAGGAGGAGGCAGGGAACUCCAGUGGCUGCUGGAGAAGUGCAGGGGAAGAUACCACGUCAUUAGUAGCUUAGAUGGAGGAGGAAAAGGAGGCUCCGGUAUGGUGGCAGAUCUCCUGCAGAAGGUGGAAAAGAUGGCCGCCAUGAACAGGUGUGAGGCUUUCUCUGGUUUGGUUCAGGAGGUCAGGGAUCUGAGCCGGCAAAGAAACGAAAAGUUCAAUCAGCGUCUGAAAGAGAUGGGAGAUAAAAUGCAGCGUCAGGAUGCAGAGUUGAAAAACGUGCGAGACAGGGAGAUGAAAAGCAUCAGGUGGUUUUUUGACAGGAAGAAGAAGGGGAAAUCACCUGGGAAAGCAGACAUUCAAAAGGAAGAAGAAGAGGAGGAUGAGGACAGGAGGGUUGGCGAAAGACGGAACGAUAUCGGGGAUCUAGAGGAAAGGAUGCGAUGGCUGACAGAGGACAAAGAAAGAGAAAUUCAGGACCUGAGCGUAGAGAACGAAAGAAUCCGGGUUGCACUGAACCAGAUUAGAAAAGAAAGAGACACGGGGAUGCUUAACCUAGAGCUAAAAGAGAGGGAGAUUGAGGAGCUGCAAGAAAGACUUGAAGAGCAGCAAAUAAAGCUUCUCAACCUCGAACGAGCUGGUGUUGAAAAUGAACAUGAGAGAAAGCAGAGGGAGGAUGUCAUCAAAGGAGAGAAACAAGAGUGGAAGAGGCAGGUGAAGAAAUUGGAGGAAAGUGUAGAGCAACAGAAGGAAGAGAAAGCAGAGUGGAUGGGAGAGGUCGAGUCUCUAAAAACAGAAAUGGAAGCUAUUAAAAUACAGUAUUAUAACACUCUGGAGAGAAAAGAAGAAGAAAAACUCAAAGACCUGGCAGAGUUAGAAGACAAACUGAAAUCAGAGAUGAACAUAAGGCUGCUUGAAAAAGACAAAGAGAAGGAACAACUGAGAAAGCAAGCCUCGGAGGAAAAGCAAAAAUCCCUAGAUAGUAAAGCAGAAUUUGAAAAAUACAUGCAGAGGAAAGCUAAAGAAAUGAAAUCACAACAUGAGAAAGAGAUGGAUGGAAACAUGCGUGAGAAAGAGAAAGAGAUACAGGUCGUGAAACUGCAGCUUCAGGAAGAGAUGGCAAGGAGAAUCAGCGAAAUGGAAAGAAAGAUGGAGAAAGUGAAAGCUGAACACAAAGGAGACAUCGACAAGAAAGUGAAAGACAACGCUGAAAAUGUGGAAAGAGCCCAAAAGCAACAUGAAAAAGAAAUGAGGGACAUGAGACAAGAGAAACAAAGAGAGAUUGCAGAGAUUAACAAGAGCUUUGCAAAGGAAAGAGAAGAACAAAAGAAGGCCAAAAGGAGAGAGAUAGUAGAAUUGGAACAAAAGUACCUCGUCCAGUUAGAAGAAAAGGGAAAAGUUCAUGAAAAAGAGAGGGAAAGGAUCCAUCUAGAUCACAAAAAAGACCUGGAACAAAAUGUGCAAGAGAAGAACAACGAGGUAGACGUUUUGAAGCUGCAGCAUCAGGAGGAGAUGGAAAGACAAAUGAAUGAAAUGGAAAGACAAAUGAAUGAAAUGGAAAGACAAAUGGAGGUAACGAAAGCUAAACACAGGGAAGAAAUAGAUCAAAUAUUGAGAGAAAAGUCGAAAGUUGUAGAAAAUGUCAAAAAAGAGUACAGUGAUCAAAUAGGGGAGAUCGAGCAAGAGAGACAAAGAGAGAUGAAAGAGCUGAAAGCAGAGUUUGCAGGAGAAAUCCAAGAAAAGCAAAGAGAGAUGAUGGAUUUAGAGCUCAAGCAUGCUGCUCAGAUUCAAGAAAAAGUGCUAGAAAAUGAAAAAGAGAAGGAAGUGAUGAAGGAAAAUCUCGAAAAACACAUUUUGGAGAAGAUGCGCGAAAGAGACAGGCAAACUGAGGAGUUAAAACAUCAUCAUGAUGAGGAAAUCAAAGAAAUUAAGCAAGACAGUGAGAGGGAAAAAGAAAGGCUUGAAAGGAGUCUCCGAAAAGAAAUAGAGCAAAGACUGGAGGUGAAAGAAGGAGAGGUAGAGGAGAUGAAAUCAAAUCUUGAGGAAGUCGAGAAGAAACUGCAGCAAAUGGAGGAGAAAGAAACGCAUUUUUUAAAUAACAAGAAAGAGAUGGAGCAGAGACUGCAGGGAAGAGAAGAAGAAAUCAAAAUGAUAAAAGAGCAGUUAAAGGAACUGGAGCAACAAUUGUGUCAAACCAACGAGGAAAGGGAGAGAGAUGGUUUAAAUCACAAGAACCAGAUGGAGCAAAAACUUGAAGAAAAAGAGAGAAUUAUAGAAAAAUUGAAACAACACAUAACGGAUAUUGAUGAAAUCCUUCAAAGAAAAGAAGAAGAGAGAGGAGAAAUUAUCCUCAAUCAGAAGAGAGAGGCGGAACAAAGACUGCAAGACAGAGAGCGAGAGAUGGAAGAGAUGAAACAACAGCUUCUGAACGACACAGACAGAAAAGUUAAGGAAAAGGAAACUGAGAUCCAAAGACUUGAACAACAGGCCGACUCGAGGGAAAUGGCAUGGAGGGAAGAGCAGAAGAAGAAGGACGAGAGAGACGAAAAGGAGAUGAACAGACUCCUGGAGAUCAUCGAUGUGAAAACAAACGAGAUCGCACAAGCUCAGCGACUUCUUGGAGAGAGAGAUGCAGAGUUUGAUAAGACAUGUGGGAAGUACUUGAAAGAAAUCCAAGAGCUGAAAGAAAGCAAUGAAAACCUCACUGCCGCAAUGAUCGAGAUGCAACAGCGUCAAACAGAAGAGGAAAUUAUAAAGAACACCGAAACGAGUGAGAAACUUAAAGAGAAAGACAACCAACUUGACCACCUGGCACAGAAAGAUCAAGAGAAUGAGAAAGAAAUCGUCCAGCUGAGGCUGACCAUUGAGCAAACAAAGUCCGAGCUGAAGCAGCUCACCGGCAAGAUGGAGAAAGAGAUGACGAGCAUGAUUCAGAAUUACGAAAAAGAGAUCGCGAGACGGGACGAGGACACAGAAUCCUCAAGAGAGGAGAGAGAUCGAGCUCUGAGCCGUUUGGAGGAAGAAAGUCGGCAAAGAGUUUCAGAUGUUGCUGAGGAAUUGGAGGAAAGUCGGAGGAAAGUUGACGAGCUGCAGGAACAAAAUGAAAGGAUGAGAAUAGAGACUGAUAACCUCAAGUUAAAGUGUGAGGAGCAAAAGAAGGAGAAUGAAGAAGUUAAUAAACAUCUCAAGGAACAUGAAGAUAACAGAAAAGAUGAAAUUGAAAGUAUUCUUGAAGAGAGAAAUUUAGAGGCCAGGGUGUUGAAGGAAGCAAAUGACAAACUACAGGCACAGGUGGAUGAAGCAGAAGGGAAAUUGAAGGAAAUGAUUGAAAAACAAAGUGAAUCCAGAUUGAAAGACAAGGAGAUCGAAGAGGAGUUAUAUCUGAGGGGAAAAAAUGUAGAAGAAAGGGAGCAGGCUCUGAUUGGAAACAAGGAGGUGCUGAGGAAAAGAGGAAUUGAGCUUGAUGCAAAAGAGGAAGAGCUUGUUGAAAGAAAGGGAAAGUUGGAAAAUAAGGAAGAAGAACUAUGUAAAUGGGAAAAAUUUAGAAAGACACAAAAAGAACAAGCUGAAAAGGAAAAACUCGAGAGCAAGAGGGCAAAAAAUAUCCAGAAAAAGGAAAGGGAGCUAGACAGCUUGCUUAGCGCUCUGGAGGGCAAACAGGUGGAGCUCAGCUCUCACGGUCAGGAUAUUCAAAAGAAGGUAAAAGGACUGAAAGAUCAAGGGAAAGAGCUCAAAGAUAGGGAGUACUACUUGAGAAACGAGGAGCAGGAGUUGCUCAACUGGAAGUCCAAGUUGCACAUCCAAAACGAGCAUGUAAACUCUACAACCCAACAGUUGGAUGAAAUGGGGAAAGACUUGGCUACGCUGAAGGAUGAACUUCAGAAAAAGGAGAAAAACAUGAAGGCUAUGUUUGAGAAACUGAGAAAAUGGGAGGAGAAUCUGAAAGAACGAGAAGACGGCAUUAAUGAAAGACAUUUAGAGAAUAGAGUAGCUAAAGUUGAUCGCUCAGAGGACAACUUACUUUCAGUAGAUCAACAGGUCAGCGAGAAGAGGGGGAAGGGAAGAGGAAGGGAGUCGGAUAGGGGACAGGAUUCAAGAGACAGGGAGGAUGAUAAGAUAGAAACCGCAGCGUCAUCUGCAAAGAGCAACAACUGUCACAUUGAAACCUUGAAGGAGAAAACUGAGGAAAAGGAAGAGAUAAGAGGAGGAGAAGUCGGACAGAGGAAGAAACAAGGCAAAGACAACCUGGAGAGGACUUUGAUCACUGAAGAUUUACAGUCUGUAUCUGCGAGUCAGGGUCAAAGCAGUUCAAACACCAAAGACUUUACGGGGUCAGAUUUGAAGGUGAUGGUCUUAGGAGAGUCCUGGUCCUCUCGCUCCCCAUCUGGUGUCAGCAUCCUGUUUGGAGAGGCGCCCAAACUGGAUGGAUCUUCCUUCAGAACAUGGCAGGGUCAGAAAGCUGGGCGUCGUCUUUCCCUUGUAGAACCACUAGGUCUGAAGUGGCGAGACGGACCAGAUUCAACCCACUCGGUUCAAAGAAAAAACAUUUGUGACGGCGUCUCUUGGUGUCACCCAGGACCUCACGUCGUCCUCCUGCUCAUGCCGGCCUUCUUGACUUGCACACCAAAGUACAGGAGAGCGGUAGAGGAGCACAUGAGUGUGCUUCGGGAUGGAGUUUGGCAACACACGCUUGUGCUGUUCACAUGUGGGGAAUUCUUAGGAGAGAGCGCAGAGCAGCACAUCCUGAGAAACGGAGAGCUAUCGAAGCUUGUAGAACGAUGCGGAGGCAGGUAUCACGUGAUUAGCAACAAGAUGAACAACUCUGUGAUUGAGGGACUAUUGGAGAAGAUGGAGGGUAUGUUAGACUCCAACAGCUGGGAGCAGUUGUAGAGCUGGGAUUGAUUGGACUAUGAAAUUGUCUUAGAAAAUAUGUUUUCAAACUUAUACUGUGAAUAUGUUUAAAUAAAUUUGACCAGUCAUUUA